Talaromyces rugulosus is the source of this 2106-nucleotide messenger RNA. RefSeq lists its product as uncharacterized. Bases 1 to 2106 code for a protein of 701 amino acids. The record is from RefSeq and is a predicted model, not a curated record. The transcript is spliced from 4 exons. Lineage: Eukaryota; Fungi; Ascomycota; Eurotiomycetes; Eurotiales; Trichocomaceae.
AUGCCCCAUCCACAAGACAUUGUGCACGAACACUCAAUCCAAAACCCCGAGGCCUUUUGGGGACAUCACGCCCAGGACCUGCACUGGCAUAAACAGCCGUCGCGAGCGCUCGGCCGCUCAACCAAGACCCUGCCUGGCAGUGGCAGCACGCACGACCACUGGACCUGGUUCCCCGACGGCGAGAUCUCGACCACUUACAACUGCGUGGACCGCCAUGUCGAGUGCGGAAACGGCGACAAUGUCGCUAUUAUCUGGGAGUCGGCUGUCACCGGCGUGCGCGAGACGUAUACAUACCGACAGCUUCAGGAUGAGGUAGAAGUGCUCGCAGGCGUGUUGCGAGAGGAAGGCGUGCGCAGGGGGGACGUUGUCAUCAUCUACAUGCCCAUGAUCCCCGCCGCGCUCUUCGCCGCACUCGCCAUAGCACGCCUCGGCGCAAUCCACUCUGCCGUCUUUGGCGGAUUCGCCGCGGCCUCGCUGGCCCAGCGAAUCGAGGCUGCUCGACCUCGCGCUAUCAUGACGGCCUCGUGCGGCAUCGAGGGCUCCAAGGCGCCCCUGGCGUACCGGCCGCUCGUGGAAGGUGCCAUCAGCAAAAGCGCAUUCAAGCCGCAAAAAGUCAUUGUCUGGCAGCGCGACCAGCUGCGCUGGAACCAUCCGGACAAGCUCGGCGGGCAGCGUAAUUGGCAGCGCAUUGUCAAGAGUGGCCGAAUGCGCGGGAUUCGCGCUGGGCCUGUGCCAGUCAGGAGUAGUGAUGGGCUUUAUGUUAUUUAUACUAGUGGAACGACUGGACUGCCAAAAGGAGUGGUACGUGAAGCCGGCGGACACGCAGUUGGACUCAGCCUGUCUAUAAAAUCCGUCUUUGGCAUCAAAGGCCCCGGAGACGUCAUGUUCUGCGCGUCUGAUAUCGGCUGGGUCGUCGGCCAUUCGUACAUCCUCUAUGCACCGCUGCUGGUCGGCGCCACUACAGUGCUAUACGAGGGGAAACCCAUUGGCACACCAGACGCCGGCGAGUUCUGGAGAGUGGUUGAGCGCAACAAAGUCAACGUACUCUUCACCGCGCCAACGGCCCUCCGCGCCAUGCGCAAGGAUGACCCAGAAAGCCGGUUUUUGGCGGAUAUUGGACAGCGCGGCGGUCUGCGCUCGCUGCGAGCUUUGUUUUUGGCUGGAGAGCGAAGCGAGCCCAGCAUCAUCCGCACUUUUCAGGAUCUGCUGGGCAGGCAUGCUGCGCCUGGAGCCGCGGUGAUUGACAACUGGUGGUCAUCCGAGUCUGGGUCACCCAUUACUGCGCUGGCGCUGCAUGGCGAGCUGGGCUAUCAUACUACUACUAGUGGUGAUAGCGACAAGACGAAACAAGCAACCCCUCUUCCAGCGCGCCCCGGCUCUGCAGGGAAACCAACGCCAGGCUUUGACGUGCGCAUAGUCGACGACGACGGCAACGAGGUGCCUCGCGGGACUAUGGGCAACGUGGUGAUGGCUAUCCCACUGGCUCCCACGGCGUUUACGACGCUGUUUAGCGACGAGGAGCGCUUUUACAAGGGCUAUCUCAAGCGGUUCAAUGGGCGAUGGGUGGACACGGGCGAUGCAGGGCUGAUCGAUGAGGAUGGAUACGUGCACAUCAUGUCUCGAUCAGACGAUAUUAUCAAUGUAGCUGCGCACCGCUUCAGCACGGGCGCCAUCGAACAAGCCAUCCUCUCCCACCCAUCCGUCGGCGAAGCAAGCGUCGUCGGCAUUCCAGACCCGCUCAAGGGCCACCUCCCAUUUGCAUUCAUCCAGCCGCGCAGCAGCAGCCCCGAGGAAAACCUACCAGCCACUCCUCCCGUCGACCUAUUCAACGAAAUCAACGCCCUCGUCCGCGACCAAAUCGGCGCCAUCGCCUCGCUCGGCGGUAUAAUCCAGGGCCGCGGCAUGAUCCCCAAGACGCGCAGCGGCAAGACGCUUCGGCGUGUACUGCGCGAGCUUGUUGAGAAUGCUGUGGAUAACGGAAAUUAUGAGGGCAAGGUGAAUGUGCCGCCGACGGUGGAGGAUGUAGAGGUUGUGGAGGUGGCAAGGAAGAAGGUGAGGGAGUAUUUUGAGGAGAAGAAGAAACUUAGGGUUAAGGCGAAGCUGUAA